Drosophila rhopaloa is the source of this 2839-nucleotide messenger RNA. Its product is annotated as neuropeptide CCHamide-1 receptor. Gene Ontology annotation, molecular function: G protein-coupled peptide receptor activity. Gene Ontology annotation, cellular component: membrane. Gene Ontology annotation, biological process: G protein-coupled receptor signaling pathway. The transcript has 9 exons. The record is from RefSeq and is a predicted model, not a curated record. The coding region runs from base 521 to 2047 and encodes 508 amino acids. Lineage: Eukaryota; Metazoa; Arthropoda; Insecta; Diptera; Drosophilidae.
GCAAACUCGAGGGCAAACCAAACGUUUUCGCGCGCGCCAACAAGUCGCAUGCGUUCUCUCCUCCGUUCCGACGGGCAGUUCAAGUUCAAAAACGGAAUAUUUGGAUGUGCUCUGCGAUUCGGCAGCGUUGACGCCAAUAUCCGGCUAUUUCAAGUGCUUUUGGCCUGCUAAAAAAAGUCGAAUAAAUUAUUUAAAUUCUUCCCGUGUGUGUUGUGCUGUGCCAUUGCGGUGUAAACAAAAUUUGCCCAAGUGUGGGGUGUGUGUGGAAUGUGGCAUGUGCUCCUCGUGUCCAUAUCCUGUUUAAGUGGCGUCCCAAAUGCGAUGGCUGGAAUCGCUUGAAAACACGGAAGCACUUUAACGCAAAUCUGUACAGAAUCGGUUGCAAAAAUGCAGCAGGCAACGAGCUGUGAAGAAAUCAAAUUAAUCAUGUUGGCUUAAACAAUUUCCGUUCUGUUUGGCAAGGAAUAACAUUAAACGAAGGAAAAACGAGUGGAGCCAGCAGUGCCAGGAGAUUCCCCUGAUGAUAGCCACAGCCAACUUGGUCAGCAUGGAAACGGACUUGGACAUGGACGUGGAUCUGGGUCUGGAUCUGGACAUUCUGGGGGACUCACCGCCCCUGCCCACCCCACUGAACGUCACGCAGGCUCUCUGGGAUCUGGCCAUGGUGGCCUCCUCCACCCAGUGGCCCCUCCUGGACUCCGUGUCCACCGAGAACUUCACCGAACUGGGGGCCACCGAGACGCCCUACGUGCCCUACGGCCGCCGCCCGGAAACCUACAUCGUGCCCCUCCUCUUCGCCCUGAUCUUCGUGGUCGGCGUCCUGGGCAAUGGGACACUGAUUGUGGUCUUCCUCAGUGUGCGACAGAUGCGGAAUGUUCCCAACACCUAUAUUUUAUCACUGGCCCUGGCGGAUCUGCUGGUUAUUGUAACCACAGUGCCUUUGGCCUCCACGGUUUACACAGUGGAGUACUGGCCCUACGGCAGCUUCCUCUGCAGCCUCUCCGAAUUCAUGAAGGAUGUGUCCAUUGGAGUAUCGGUGUUCACACUCACCGCAUUAUCGGGAGAUCGCUACUUCGCCAUCGUGGAUCCUUUGAGGAAGUUUCACGCCCAUGGAGGCGGUCGUCGGGCCACCCGAAUGACUUUGGCCACAGCGGUAUCCAUUUGGCUGCUGGCCAUUCUGUGCGGAUUGCCAGCCCUUAUUGGCAGUAAUCUCAAGCACUUGGGCAUUAACGAGAAGUCGAUUGUCAUCUGCUAUCCGUAUCCGGAGGAGUGGGGCAUCAACUACGCCAAGUCCAUGGUCCUGCUGCACUUCCUCGUCUACUACGCCAUUCCCCUAGUGAUCAUAGCCGUGUUCUACGUGCUCAUCGCCCUCCAUCUGAUGUACUCGGCCAGUGUCCCUGGCGAAAUUCAGGGAGCCGUUCGCCAGGUUCGAGCCCGUCGGAAGGUGGCCGUAACUGUUCUGGCCUUCGUAGUCAUCUUUGGCAUUUGCUUCCUGCCCUACCACGUCUUCUUCCUCUGGUUCUACUUCUGGCCCACCGCCCAGGACGACUACAAUGCCUUCUGGCAUGUGCUGCGCAUCGUGGCCUACUGCAUGUCCUUCGCCAACAGCUGCGCCAAUCCUGUGGCCCUCUACUUCGUGAGCGGCGCCUUCCGCAAGCACUUCAAUAGAUAUCUGUUCUGCCGCGGAGCGAGUGGACGGCGCAAGAAACGCGGCCAGCACGACACCUUCUGCAUGCACCGCGACACCUCGCUGACCAGCACCGCCUCCAAGCGGUACCACUCCCGCCACUCCUGCUACCAGAGCACCAUCCGCAGCUGUCGCCUGCAGGAGACGUCGAUAACGGCGCUGCCAAACGGGGGAAACCAGAAUGGAGCCGGAGUCCCCAUUUCCGGAGUCCCCAUUUCCGCCGUGGACUUGGCCAUGACCGGGGGCCACGCCCCUGGGCGCAAUGAAGCACCGCCGGCCUACGGGUUUCUGCCCCUUAACGAACUUAGCCAGCAGACGCGUUCGCACCCACCGAAAUUCCAGGAAUCCCUGAUGAACUGAAAUCGCGGCCAGAAACAGAGGAGCACACUGGACCUAAACGGAGUUUACAGGAAGCCUAUCCCAAGCACUCUACCAAGAUCAAAAGUAGUUUAGGGCAAACCUUAUUACGUUCAGCUUAAGCUCGAAUUUAAUUUAAAUAAAAUGUUGGCAAGUCGUUAAAAAGUCUGUCAAUUUCAAAAGCACUUUCACUUUCAGAACCUUUGUAUGAUAUAAACUUAAAUUUGAAAUAUGAAAUUGGAAUCUACGAAUAUUAAAACUUGAAUAGGUCUAUGCUUAAAUGUUGCCUUAUGUUUUCUGUAGCAUACUUAUAAGGGUAAUUUAAUCUUUUCCAUUCGCCGCAUUACAUAAGUAAACAGAAAUAGAAACAAAUACUUUAAUUGUUUUUUUUACACUACUUUAUACCAACAAAUUACCUAAUAAUAUUCAACUAAUUCCGACUCAUAAAACUCCAUCAAAGUAGCAGCUAAAGAUUAUUUCUGUAAAACGUUGGCAUCGAAACAAAGUCACCAACUUUCGUACCAUGUAAAUAUAAACCUAACAAAGAAUUUCGAUGUUCUUUAUGUGUGUCAAUGUCAUAGAAGUUAAGCUUAUAAGCUAAAGUAUUGCAGCCGGAACACGGCUUUAAGCUAGCAACACUUCUCGUAUGAAUUAUAUAGAAAAGGUUAAGAAAGCUAAAACAUAUUGUGUACUCUAAAUAACGACUCUGUUUUAAAGCUAAUCACGCAAACUUUGUAAAUACAUUUUUAUGUGCCAGCAUAUAGUUGAAAAUAAAUGUAAAUUGUGCGUUAGAAA